AUGUCAAUCAACUGCUUUCCUGAAGAAAUCGUAGCAGAUAUCUUGGUGAGGUUGCCCUUCAAGUCUGUAAUCAAAGUUAGAAGAGUGUGCAAGACGUGGAACUCUGUGAUCAAAAGUUGCACCUUCAUUGACACCUAUCUCAGGCGGUCCUUAUCGAUACAAUCCGAACACGAAAACAAUAGCGAUGGUCGACAUCAUCUUCUUCUACGAAAGAAGAAUGGAUGGUAUGGUAAUAGUUACUACUCGUAUUAUGGGAACAUCCUUAGUUCUCCAUCUGGUUACGCCGAGCUUAUCAAACCAGCAAUUCCAGACGUAAUAAAACGUUGUUUUAGUCACUUGUCAAUGGUCGGAACUUGUAACGGGAUUAUAUGCCUUGCUCAUGACGGACUGUUGCAGGACGAAGAUGCCCCCACAAUCAUUUGGAACCCUUCAGUCAGAAAGUAUGUGAUUUUGCCUAGCCCUAAUAUUAAGAAGAACAACUUUAAGGAUACACAAACCUAUUUCUUUGGCUAUGAUUCACUGAUCAAUGACUACAAGGUCUUGAGGAUUGUUACUGUGAGGAAUUCUUUGUUGGGGGUUGAGGUUUACUCCUUGGCUAAUGGAUGUUGGACAAGUCUUAGUGCUGCUGCAACUGCUGUUUUUCCUGCUUAUUUGUGCUCAGGGUUCUUGAGGAAGUCGAAAGAUGCAUUUUUUAAGGGUGCUAUGCAUUGGGUUCUACCCCGUGACAGAAAUUCCAAAGAACAUCUCAUUGUGUCGUUUGAUUUCGGCACUGAACUCUUCCACGAGAUCGUGAUGCCCGAAGGUUUUAGAAAAACAGGUUGCCCAUGUUACAUUUUAAGAUAUGGAGAGUCUCUUGCCUUGGUUCAGAUUGACAACGGAGGAGAACAUUUUGUGUAUGGGCUUCAUUUGUGGGUCAUGAAAGAAUAUGGUGCGGUGAAAUCGUGGACGAAACUAGAUAACAAUAAUGUACUCUUCAAGGGGUAUCGUCCCACUAGCCCUCUUGGUUUCAAUAGCUGUGAUGAACUAGUGAUGAAAAUAUUGGUGGAUGGCGAUAGGCGGGCAAUAGUGGUGGAUUUCAAGACCGGAAAUAAAAAUGCUGCAACUGCUCUAGAUGGCUACUCAUCAAUGAAUCCUUUUGUAGAGAGUCUCAUCUUACUUAGCCAGCCCAAUGCUGUUUCCUACUAA
This is a messenger RNA of Malus domestica (apple), 1185 nucleotides long. RefSeq names its product F-box/kelch-repeat protein At3g06240-like. The record is from RefSeq and is a predicted model, not a curated record. NCBI's taxonomy places the organism in Eukaryota, Viridiplantae, Streptophyta, Magnoliopsida, Rosales, Rosaceae. Gene Ontology annotation, molecular function: protein binding.